Molecule: messenger RNA, 5227 nt
Organism: Erpetoichthys calabaricus (reedfish)
Lineage: Eukaryota; Metazoa; Chordata; Cladistia; Polypteriformes; Polypteridae
Product: GDNF family receptor alpha-2-like
Exons: 9
Coding region: 566-2002 (478 amino acids)
Biological process (GO): nervous system development
Cellular component (GO): external side of plasma membrane; signaling receptor complex
Molecular function (GO): signaling receptor activity
Source: RefSeq, a predicted model, not a curated record
ACUUCUCAUUUUCAGCUGCUUGUCCGACUCUUCAAGCUGUCCUUUUCCCACUGUUACUCGCAAACUUCCUUGAUUUUCUGAAAAAGGUGCCAAGGAGGCUAAUAUAUAUAAAGGGGCGGGUGCAUAAUUGAAGAUUAAAGAACAAAUAAAUAAUAAAACAAACCCCUCGAUGAAGUUAGGAAGGUGAUUUAUUUAAUGGUGGGGGAAAUAAUCUCUUUAUAUUCCAUGCAUGCUGGAGCCCUUUGAAGGAUGUGGUGCAAUUUUCCUUGCGCGAUACAGGAACAUAAAGCCAAAUAUGUGUAGAUCACUGGAAGCAUCGGAUUGAGUCUGAUUUUCAGUCUUCAGGUUUGGAUUAUUGCUUUAGUGGAUUAUUCUAAGGUAAUAAUAUUAACGAUAAUCAGCCUCAUCAUCAUAAUUAUGUUCGGGAAUCCCGAUUUUCGCACCACCGGUUUGUCACCGGAGGAUUGACGUGCGGGGGAAGAAUAAUUAUCCCAAGUUGUGCGAACGCAGACGUUGGAUUAUACACACCGUUCUUACCUGCUUUCCUCGCCCUUUUGGAAAUAUCAUGAUUUUUAUUAACAUUUUCAGCGUUAUUCUACUUUUAGAUGAAAUUCUACAAGGUGUGAGCAGCUCAUCAGCACUGUCCAGCACUGGAACACAGGGAUGGAGGACUCCAGUGGACUGUGUCAGAGCAAAUGAGCUGUGCACUGUUGAUUCGCAGUGUAGCUCUCGGUAUCGGACCCUACGCCAGUGUUUGGCUGGGCGCGAUAGGAAUACCAUGCUUGCAAAUAAGGAGUGUCAGGCUGCCCUGGAGGUCCUCCAGGAGAGUUAUCUCUAUGACUGCCGUUGCAAAAGGGGAAUGAAGAAGGAGCUUCAGUGUUUACAGAUUUAUUGGAGCAUUCACCUGGGUUUAACUGAAGGAGAAGAAUUUUAUGAAACAUCCCCCUAUGAGCCUGUCAGUUUCCGUCUCUCUGAUAUAUUCCGAUUGGCCUCCAUCACUUCAGAUCGCUGUUCAGAUACUGGAAAACCCUGUAACCCUUGCCUGGAUGCUGCUAAGACCUGCAAUUUAAAUGAAAACUGCAAAAAACAACGCUCUCUCUAUAUCUCCACAUGUAUCCGGUAUAACCCUUCCCAAGAAUCAUGUAAUCGACGAAAAUGCCACAAGUCACUGCGGCAGUUUUUUGACCGAGUGCCAACAGAGUACAGCUAUCAGCUCCUCUUCUGCUCCUGCCGGGACCAAGCAUGUGCUGAACGAAGGAGACAAACGAUUGUGCCAGGAUGCUCUUAUGAAGAAAAAUCUAAACCUAACUGUCUAGAUUUAAGAAGUUUAUGCCGAGGGGAUCAUGUUUGCAGGUCAAGAUUAGCUGACUUUCAUAUGAAUUGUCAGACAACCUUCCAUUCCAUCACAUCUUGCCCUAAUGAUAACUAUCAAGCAUGUCUGGCCUCCUACACAGGACUUAUUGGGUUUGAUAUGACUCCCAACUAUGUCGACUCCAGCCACACUAACAUUGUAGUUGCCCCCUGGUGCUCGUGUAAAGGAAGUGGCAAUCGAGAGGAGGAAUGUGAAAAAUUUUUAAGGGAUUUCACAGAAAAUACCUGCCUCCGAAACGCAAUUCAGGCAUUUGGGAAUGGCACAGAUGUCAACAUUAUCCCAAAAACGCCUUCCAUUACUACAACUCCAUUGCUGACAACAAGCCAGGAACCAGAAGAAAACUCUGAGUCAUUUGGGAAUCCCAAUGAUAUCAAGCCUAAAGAUGAUGCCUGUGCUUUCACCACUUGUAGUAAUAUUCAAGACAGUGGAACAAAGUGCAACUUCUCAAAGGAACAAAUUAUCUGCCUACCUGAGAACCAAGUGGAUCCUUCUAAGUCUGGCACUCCUUCAGAAAUGGAAAACCUUUCAGAAUCUGGCAGUAAGGACGAUAUCAGUUCGGCCCAAGUCCAGCUGUGCAGCAGUGCUGUGUUUCUAAUGGCAUCCUGCGUAACUGUGAAACUGGUUUUAUAAAGAUCAAGUUGAAAGUUCAUAAAACAACAUGCUUAUAAGCAGACCCAGAGCGAGGGAACUGUGAUUUUAUUCACAUUUAUGUUUCAAAUAUGAGCUUUUCUGAAGACAAAUAACAGAGUACACAAGGCAUGACAGUCGUGACGACUAACUGCCAUGGUUUAGACAAGCUCUUGAUUCCAAAGUAAAGACCUACUGAAACUCACACAGAACAGUUCAUAGCAGGGUCAUUCUUCCUUUGGCUGCUUUGGGAUCAUUCCCAUGAUUCAGCCAAAUACAAUUUGUUCUUAUUUAGAGGGACUGUUUAUUUACAUUUACAGAUAAGUGCAAUGACCUUGAAAAAUCAAAAGACAAAAAUGAUACAUUUGGAUAAGUUGGAUCGGCGUGCACUGUGAACAAAGGAUCUGCCCCGUGUUUGUUUCCCCACAUGGCACGCAGCCUGGAGGGAGUUCAUCUGCAGACAACAGUGCUAUCAUUUUUCAAUAUAUUAUUUUCUUUAUUUUUUUAUCAGUUAGUUGCCCAGAUAUAUACUAUUCAAAAAAAAUAAUUUUGGUAUUAUCAUUAUUAUGUCAACAUAAUUUGUAAGUACUGAAUUAUACAGUAAACUGAUAUAAGCAUAUGUAACAUUUACACAUGUGUAAAAUAAACACAUUUAUAUAUACAUACUGUAUAUCAUAAAACAAAUGUGUGUACCAGAAAGUGCUUAAGCAAAGAAAUUUAAACAAAAGGAAAUUCCCUGUAGCUAUUUUUAUUAAUAUGCUCAUUAGCAUUAUCCUAUUCAGUAUUGUUCUUAAAUGUAGUUCUCUUCACAGUGGACUGGCUCAGAGCACUUUACAGAUUUACAAAUAUAAAUCAGCUACCUUUUCAUUAUAUCAGCAUUACUAACAAUGCCUUUAACAGUAGCAGGUACUUUUGAGCAGAAUUCUUAUUUUUAGGAGAAAUGGCAUCCGAAUUCUCUUAGACAGCAGCAUAUUUACGGUAUGUACGAGUUUUUUGGGAAGAUGACCAAUUAGCUUAAAAUAAUCAUUCAGUUUUAGACUAAUUAUUUUUCUCAGACUAAUGUAAUGCAGCACAGUGACUUUUGUUUUGGUCAAUCAUUGCUCAUAUAUUUAUAUAUAUAUAUAUAUAUAAAUCAUAUAUCUCAAGCUGUACCAUACUAUAUUGUGCUCUACUCAAGUGAAUAAGCCCUUGUUUUGCAUAUAAAGCACAGAUUGUUCUACUAUACAUUCAAGGUCAUAUUUUACUGAUUGUAUUUUUAUUGCCUUAUGCAUGGUCAGGCUGACUGAGAAAAUGGAACCUAAAAUAUUUACUAUAGGAUAAUCACCUCAUUUAAAUUGUUCUAAUUAAAAACACAUUAUUGUUUCAGCUCUUCCCAUUUUUAAGCAAAACACAUUUUUCUAAAGAACUCCCAGAACAUGUGCAUCUUGACAUGCAAUCCAACAUUCUAAAUUAGUGAAGUAACAAUGGAUUUACUUAUCAGUAAACAAACGAUGAGAUCUAAAAUGCUUUUUGCUACAACAGGUAAUAUUUCUCUCCAACAUUCUCAUUAUCAAGCAGCAUUGCAGUUUGCCAUUUCUUUCCAUUGCUUGUAAUAUAAAUAAAAUGCAUCUGUUCUAUGGUGCAACUCCUAUCCUUCACUAAUAAUAGUAUUAAUAAUUUUGAAACAUGAAAUGUUUGAUAAUCAUUGCUUCCAUUUCUUACUCUUCACUCUGUCUAUAGAUUCAGAUUGUGGAAACAGAUAUGAUAUUCUCAUUCCAUGAAAAUGAAAUUCAUUUGAAAUUGUUAAAUUGUGUCUUUUCAGUUCUUUGUUAAGGUAAACCUCAAUUCUAAACAGCAAUUGCGUCUUGUUGGUUGUACUCUGUGUAAACAUAUUUGUAAAAUAUCCGGUUUGUUUAGCUCAUUUCAGCUUUCCAGAAGAGGUUUUGAAAGGGAUGAAUUUGGAAAUAUUUUGGCAGCCCUUUUAGCACAUUAAAGUAAGGACUGUGGUCUUCCUGACUGAUAUGGAGCACCUGCUGCUUUUUCCUUGAUUUUGUUUUUCUUCUCGUGAAAGCGAAGAAAAUUUUGUAAAUAUUUCAGUAUCAUUAUCAGACACAUUAAAAACAUAUAAUAAUUCCAUCCCACCUGAAAGGUGUGUUUAACCAUUUUUUGUACCAAAAUCUGCAGUAUUAACACUGUAACAGUCCACAGAAUGUUAACGGUUGCAAUCUGCUCUUCCUAUGUGCUUGCUGUUAAAUCGGCCAAAGUACACACACCUUCAAAACAAUUUCUCCUGUAACAGGUUUUAAUUUUUAUUUGGCCUCUUCAAUGCUCUCUUCUGUUUAAAGGCAAUUUCUUGCUAUUUGUUUUACAUUCACUUAUCUUCAGAGUAAGAUAUUCCAUUUUUUAACAAAGGUGUGAUACUCUGCUUUUCCUGCACUCCCAUUAACAUCCUCCUUGUAGGACUGUACCAUAGCUGUAAAGCAAGUGUUCUUUCUGAUUAAAUAUUUUAGCAAGUGCCAUUACUCAAGGCAACUUAAAUGGUCUCUGCACAUGGCAAGUUUAACAUAUAUUUUUUUACAAGUAAAUCAAGUGAAAUGAUUUAGGAGACACAUAGUGAGUCAGAGGUGAGAAAUGAAGUGGCAGCCUUGUACGUUAAACUCUAAUGGCAUGACCACUAGGCCACAAUGACUGUUUCUUGUAUUCUCGCUAUCCACAAUACAUAUCAUUUUAGAUUUUCUUCUGUCUGUUUCUCUCUCUCUCUAAAUCUACAGUAAAUAUAGUGUAUAUAAUAUACACAUACUGUAUAUCAGUUUCUUCACCUGUUUAAACUAGUACAGUAUUGCAUGAAAGCUACAGUCUAUCAGACACAACUCUGGAAACAAAACAAGUCCAUCAUGGGACACACGUAUCCACCGUGGAGUACUGCCCUGGAAGAAUGUGCAAACGCAAACACAGUCAUUGGUCCUUUUGGAUUUAAAUUUGAACGAUUGCAGCUGUAAGUCAGCAGUGCAAUCCACUCCACCGACGCCCUACCCUGUUUCAGAAAUAUGCACAGAUAACUCAAUACCAACAUUUGUUUCUACCUUUUUUUUUUUUCAUUUUUGUGUUGCAGGGAGCUGGACCCUGCAAUUUAAUUUAUUUCAUAUUAAUCUGUUAAUUCUAGGCACAUACAUAAGCUUCAUAUAAUAAUUUCUUCAAUUUGUUUAUGAUUCUGUCGAGAGCCAAGAGUCAAUUCUAGCAGCAGAGGGA